Molecule: messenger RNA, 1551 nt
Organism: Syzygium oleosum
Lineage: Eukaryota; Viridiplantae; Streptophyta; Magnoliopsida; Myrtales; Myrtaceae
Product: ankyrin repeat-containing protein BDA1-like
Exons: 2
Coding region: 22-1551 (509 amino acids)
Molecular function (GO): protein binding
Source: RefSeq, a predicted model, not a curated record
UAUACACAUAUAAACACUCAAAUGGAUCCGAGGUUGUUAAAAGCAGCUCAGAAAGGCAACGUGGGUCUACUGAAUGACCUGAUUAGAAGCAAUGCACUCAUCCUCAAGGAGGCGGCUCUCCAAGGAGCCGGCCACACGCCGUUGCACGUUGCCUGUGUCGCUGGUCAUUCGAAUUUCAUCCGAGAGCUCCUCAAGUUAAUGCCGAAGCUCGCAGAGAAGGUGAACGCGGAUGGUUUCAGUCCAUUGCACAUUGCGGCAGCUAGAGGUGAUGUUGAGACUGUGAGGGAGAUUUUAAAAGCGGUUCCGCCUCAACUCCUAUGCCUUGUAAAGGGCAGGGACAGAAGAAUCCCUCUGCAUUAUGCAGCUGCAAACGGGGAGGUCAGCGCCGUAAAGGAAUUGCUUUCUGCUUCAUCUGAGUCUGUUGAAGAGACGACCGCCCGAGAGGAGACGGCGCUCCACCUCUCCGUGAAGAACAAUCGGUUCGACACGUUCGUCGUGCUGGUGGAGCAUCUGAAGCAGCACAACAAGGAGCAGGUGAUCAACUGGACGGACAAGAAGGGCGAUACAGUCUUGCACCUUGCUGCCGCCGCCAAAAAUUUUGAGGUGGUUGACUUCAUGCUUAGUGGGCAUGCUCUCAAGGGCGAGGUCAUGGAGGUGAACGCCUUGAACGAGAGUGGCUUAACCCCUCUGGAUGUCUCAUCUCACUCUGAUCGAGAGAUUAGAGAAGUCCUCAUGCGAGCCGGAGCCAAACACAGGCAACCAAACUUGCCCUCUUCAGAAAUAGUCCAGGUGGAUGACCACGAAGGUUAUCAAUUAGUUAUGAAACCUGCUGUCGAAAAUGAUCAUCCACCACAAAAAGAUUCAAACCAAGGACAACAGUCGCAGGACAAUGAACGCAGCGACCUGCUGGUUGUAGCCGGGCUCAUAGCAAGCGCAACCUACCAAGCCGUGCUUCAGCCUAUAACCCUUUUUAAAAAAAUCGAAACUCAUACAAAGAAAGGCUUCCCUGCAGCAAUCUUAUCUUUAUGGGGAAGUACCAUCGGGAGGAAUUGGACUUUAUGUUGCUUCCUGAUCACCAACACGUUCGGAUUCUUCUUGUCUGUUCUGAUGAUCUUUCAUCUCACCAAAAAACUUGCCAAAAGGCCUUCAUUGAAGUUGCUGCUGAUGAUCUCCAGUUUCAUGAUGGUUUGUAGUUACGUUAACUGCAUGGCAAACGUGCCGUCCAGGUCGUUACUGGAUGAACAAUACAGUCCUCUGGGCCACAUAUUGAUAUUACUAUUGGCGAUCCUGAUACCAUGUGCUCUUCUAUUAUGCACAGUCUGGAUACAGAACAAGCUAGACUGGAUAUCGGAUAGAAUAGCCCGAUAUCCGGAAGCUGCAAAGAUAUUCUCGCCCAUAUUAACAUACUUAGGUGUUAUGGACAGUCCACAAACAAGUAGUUCUUGUAAAAAAAUGAUUGUUGGCUGCAAAACUAUGGACUUGUGGAGAAAAAAAUUUCUGAAGAGAGGCUUUAUUCUCGAUUCUGUGUAUUCCUUACAAGCAAUACAAUGA